Schistocerca gregaria is the source of this 795-nucleotide messenger RNA. Its product is annotated as translation initiation factor IF-2-like. Lineage: Eukaryota; Metazoa; Arthropoda; Insecta; Orthoptera; Acrididae. The transcript is spliced from 3 exons. Bases 1 to 795 code for a protein of 264 amino acids. The record is from RefSeq and is a predicted model, not a curated record.
AUGUGGGGGCGGUCCGCCGACGCCGCCGUGUUGGUAGGCACGCAGGCGGCAGGCGGAUGGCGGGCAAAUCCGGCGGCUUUGCAGUUGGAGCUUAGGCUGGCCGGGCAGGCCGCGGAGGACCGGCAGAAUUUAACCCGGCCAGAUAAGUCGCAAAGCCGAUUAAAUAUCCGAAGGGCGGUGGCAGCAGGAGCGGCGGCGUCGCGACGUGUGGGCGGCCGGCCGGGGGCCGCUCCUCCCGGCGCGCCACCACAGCCCCAGCCGGCGCCACCACCACCGGAACCACGCGAACAGGAACAGAUGGCCGGCUCGGAUCGCCGCGCUGCGAGAGGACCCCACGCGCUGCACGAGCCACAGCUGGGUGCCAACGUUACUUCAAGGCGCCUAUCGUUGUGCCCGCGCGCCGCCCUGCCGCAGAAGAGAGAGCUGUCGCCCCCCUCCGCCCCCCACCCUGCCCCCCGGCCCCCCUAUAAACUGAGCUCUCGCCAGAUCCCGUGCUGUGUGCUGCCUGCUGGCCGUGACGCGGCCAUCGAUCCCGCGAGCCGGUUCAGCCAGAAGGCGAGAACUCGGGCAGCCUCCGCGCUGUGCCGACUUCCACAAGAGGCGUCGCUCCAGUCGCUGCCGCUGGCACUGACGUCGAGGAGGUUGCGUGCACUACAUCCAUUCUCCAGCAUUCCGCCUCUGCUCGUCGUAAUUAAACAGCGACAGGCUAGUGGAACAUCUGUGGAGUCAGCCUGGAACGGCUGGAGCAGUACUCAUGAGAAACAGAACUGGCAGACGAAAUGGUCGAACACAUAA